CUCUGUGCACAAUAUGGCGACCACUGACGUUUCUAACUUGACUGUGUGGGCCAGUACUUCCGGUGAAAACUUCCGGUGAUCUGAGAGUGAGAGCGGGAGACAGAGACAACAGUGAAUGAGAUCAACAAACUGGAUGACUAGAUGUUUUUAUUAUGAGUGUUUUUAGAAUUAAAGAGAGGCGACUUGCCUUUCAGAGAGUUACAGGCUCAACACUUCAUUGUUGUGUGCCAUUAUGUACCGUUUCGUCAAACUACAACAAAGUAAUCAGCUUUCAUGCAUUCCCCGUUGAUGCUGCGGUACGGGCUAAGUGGAUGCAAAAUAUCCGGAGGGAUGACUUCAACCCGACCCAAAACACCCGGGUCUGUAGUCGGCAUUUUAAGCAGACUGAUUUAAAUGUGACUGCCGGGGGGUUGAGGAGGCUGAAGAAGGGAGCCGUACCAGUUUACUUUUCGUGGAAUGGGUACAAACUACCUGCGCCCCGACCGAGCGUCUGGGAACGGCGUCCGCGGGCCGAGAGUCCCGCACCAGAGUCAGACUCGGACUCGGAGAUGGAUACCGAAAUGGCCAUAGAUCAUGACUACUGUGUAGUCCCUGAAACAGGAGCGAGGGCGAGUAAUUUGGCAGACGAGAAUGAAGCCCUACGUCGCCAGAUCAGAGAGCUACAACAGCAGUUAGAAGCCCAGAAACUUCGCCAGCGUUUUGGGAUAGAUCGCCUGUCUACAUCAGAUGAGAACAUGCGCUUUUAUACCAGGUUUGCGUCCUACAAGAGUUUCAUGGCAUUUUGGAAAUUAAUUGAACCUGCUGUGAUCCACAAGAUGGUGCGCAUAACCAGUGCCAAGACAGCUUCUGCCAGCAUCAGCACAGUCCAUCACCCAACAACGAAACUGAGACCCAUUGAUGAGUUGCUGCUGUUCCUGAUGUAUCUGUCAGUGGGUUUUCCUCUCAAUGACCUUGCAGAGAGGUUCAGCAUUCACCGCACUACUGCAAGUCGGAUCAUCUCCACAUGGACUCAUUUUCUGUACUGCCUUUUCUGUACUGCCUGCUGGGAAGCCAGCGCCUUUGGAUUCCUCCAGAGGUAG
Paramisgurnus dabryanus is the source of this 1079-nucleotide messenger RNA. Lineage: Eukaryota; Metazoa; Chordata; Actinopteri; Cypriniformes; Cobitidae. The record is from RefSeq and is a predicted model, not a curated record.